GUGACUUUUUGGCUACAUAUCAUACCGGAAUAUACCCUGCGUUCUCCAUUCCGGUCUGGAUUGACUUUUUUUGGCACUCGCCGCGUUUGUCACGGAUGCGUGUUAGGGAUUGGGCUGUGCUGUGCUGUGCUGUACAGUGCUCGUACUCGAGUAUAGUACCGUACCGUAUCAUACACCCAUACAAGUGUUACUACCCGACGGCCGGGCGCGACCGGCAGCGCAUGCUAUGCUCUUCUCCCCGAGCCCGCCGACGAGAAUCGGAGAUAUUACAGUACAUUAUCACACUGUACUCUGCCAUCAAACCAAAACACUUCCAUCACCCGACGGGGCUCUCAUUAUUAUAAUUCACUUUCGCAACCGAAUCCACUCGACGAAUUGGGAUUUUGAUGGAAGGCUCGGUUUUACCACCACUCCUCCCCCAUCCCAUCCCAUCCCAUCCCAUCCCAUCCUAGAGGGUGCGGGUUGAUUUGGAUGGUCGGGAUUUGGUUGGUGGGUUUUAUCUGUCGUGUGAGAGAAGGUAUGAUAUUACUUUGUGCUUAUGAUGCCUCGCAAUUUGGAAUACGUCCUUUCUCCGAGCGCGGUGGGGAGUUUUUUUCUUUUUUUCUUUUCUUUUUUGGAAGCCUUGAGGGGUUCAUGUUGUGCGGGUUUUGAGGUGUGGUUAGGGUUAUGUCGGUUUGGGAUAAGGAUAGUGGGGGGGGAGGAAGUUGUGGUGGGAUGGCCUGGUCCGGUAUCGUAUUUAUCUCUCCCGUGUUGUUUAGGUUUUUGUUAACUGAUUGUCAUUGGAUCGCGCGAGGUUGGGUAUCUAUGUGUGGUGGUGCCUAAUAGAGACUUUGCGAUUUCGCAUCAAGAGUCCCAGUCAAAUCCUAGCCGUCUCAUUGGUCCGGAACCUCGUUUGACUCGCAUCUAGACUUUCGCAAAAGUCUCGAAUUAGCGGGUUUCGGUCGAUAUGGUCUGUGGUGGUGCUUUUCCAUACGAUACCUUCAUGUGGUUUCAAAAGGGUGGGUGAAAAAUGGUAAGAGUGGUGGGUAGCCUUUUUGUUUGCUACCCGGGUAAUAUAUAUAUAUACACAACUUGUUUGAGAGGGGUGGGGGUGGGGGUGGGGAAGUUUGGUGAUUGGAAUUGUUUGUCUCUGGUUGACGAGCCGUUUUUCAGUGAGGGCGCUAGUCUAGCCUCCUUGCACGCUCCGCUCCACCACUCUGUCAAUACUAAUCAACUUCUAGAGGAUGCGAAGGGGUAUUUACUCAAUCCUGGUGGGUUGCCGUGGGAUGGGCUUAUUUCAGUCCCUUCCCUAUCUUUUAUUUCCUUCCUCGGAGGAGCUUGGGCACUCUACACUGAUAGGUUAGUAUCCUUGGCUGAGCAUCCCUCCCUCCUCUGGUAGAGUCUGGAAGCUGAAAAUCUGGGUAGGGAUCAUGUUCAUCACAAUAAAUCACUCGUGUAGUUUUGAACCCGAGAUAUAUGGGGCUAGGAGUGUUGAGAACUAUAGAUGAAGCUUGUCAUGAGUAUUUGUUUGCGUACGUGCUUGCACACGCACGCGGACUGCGCUGUGCCCUGGGAAAGCCUAUAGCUACCAUGUUUUGAAGAAAUAAUAGGGCCCCAAUAAUUCAUAUGAGGAUUUGUGCGGGGACUAAUUUCACUCACUCAAUUAUACCUCUUCCAGCCCAGAAAAUUUCUGAAGGGGCCGGG
Messenger RNA from Tuber aestivum (summer truffle), 1683 nucleotides. NCBI's taxonomy places the organism in Eukaryota, Fungi, Ascomycota, Pezizomycetes, Pezizales, Tuberaceae. The record is from the annotation of a GenBank genome assembly.